ACCCGUUGCGAGCGUAUGAGCGCACUCGCGGCUCCCGUGUGGUCGGGAGCUCGCCGGCCUCCGGACAGGCUCAAGCUUUGGCCUCGGCCACCGCCAUGUCCGCCAUCAUCGAGCGGGAGUUCCAGGAGAUUGAUGCCACUAACGACUGGCAAGCGCGCUAUCUGGAAAUUCGACAUAAAUCCAGUGACUAUCCUCACAGAGUUGCAAAAUACCCAGAAAACAGAAAUCGGAACAGAUACAGAGAUGUUAGUCCCUAUGAUCAUAGUCGUGUAAAGCUGCAGAACACAGAGAAUGACUAUAUCAAUGCCAGUCUAGUGGUCAUAGAAGAAGCCCAGAGAUACUACAUUUUAACCCAGGGUCCACUACCUAAUACAUGUUGUCAUUUUUGGCUAAUGGUAUGGCAGCAGCAAACCAAAGCAGUUGUGAUGCUGAACAGAAUUGUCGAGAAAGACUCGGUGAAGUGUGCACAGUACUGGCCAACAAAAGAAGAAGAAGUUAUGACCUUCAGUGAAACAGGUUUCCGUGUGAAGCUAGUAUCUGAAGACAUCAAAUCCUAUUACACAGUACAUCUACUGCAAUUAGAAAAUAUCAAUAGUGGCGAGUCCAGGAUGAUCUUUCAUUUUCAUUAUACGACAUGGCCAGACUUUGGAGUUCCUGAAUCCCCAGCUUCAUUCCUGAACUUCCUCUUUAAAGUCCGAGAAUCUGGGUCACUAAGUCCCGAGCACGGACCUGCAGUCGUUCACUGCAGCGCAGGCAUAGGACGGUCUGGCACCUUUUCAUUAGUAGACACUUGUCUUGUCCUGAUGGAGAAAAAAGAUCCAUUUUCUGUAGACAUUAAGAAGGUAUUACUGGAUAUGAGAAAAUACCGAAUGGGACUUAUCCAAACUCCUGAUCAACUAAGAUUUUCCUAUAUGGCUGUAAUAGAAGGAGCAAAAUUUAUCAUGGGAGAUUCCACUAUACAGAAACGGUGGAAAGAGCUUUCUAAGGAGGACCAAGCACCAAGUUCUGAGCAGUCUCCUUCACACCCAACCAAAAUAACCACAGAGAAGUACAAUGGGAACAGCAUAGGCCUGGAGAACAAAGAUCAAAUGGAGAAAAUAAAUACUGACCUGAACUCCACUAAAGUUCAAGAUCUCACAGAUGGAAACAUUGAAAGUUCUGUCCGAAAACGACUGCGAGAGGAUAGAAAAGCCAACACAGCACAGAAGCUGCAGCAGAUGAAGCAGAAGCUAACUGAGACUGAAAGAAAAAGAAAAAGGUGGUUAUAUUGGAAACCUAUUCUCAUUAAGAUUGGGUUUGGUACACUGAUUUUAGCUGGUAUUUAUUCUUGCUGGAAAAUGUACUUCCAAGAACAUUCCUUGUAAGAGUAAGCCUGUCAGCUCCAGCAGCUGCUUUUGCUGCCAGUCAAUGACCAGGGGUGUGACUUUUAAGCAGUAAAUCCUUGCACCUGGAAUGGGUACAGACUGUUACAUACCAUAGAGAAGUGACUCACCUAAAACUUGAUCCCAUGUCAACAUCUCAGGACUUUCCACUGCAGGUACUUAGAAAACUGAAACUGCUGCCCCCCAGCCAAACCGAUGGGUUUUUGUUUAUAUGGGCAGGUACAAACUUGCUGCAACUGUUUAUACACUUUUUAAACGGUGUUCUCCCAUAUCUUAAGCAAACCCUGAACCGCAGAGGUUUAGCUCCUGAAGGCUGUCUGGAUUGAAAGUUACAUGCCUGACAUAAGCAAUAAACAGUGUUGUAUCCUCUACAUUAUUAAUGCAAAGAAGUUAUCCUUCAAUGUCUGUAACGUGUAAUGUACUAGUGACAUGAGCAUAAACAUUUUAUAUUCUUAUGACCUAGGACAAAUCUAUUUUAUAAUUGCAUAUUUAAUCUUUUUGUAGUUCACUGUACUUUUAAAAAGGCUCAGUUUGUACAAAUUUCUGACCAAAAAGAAUUUGAUUUUGAAACUGAAUGUAUUUAUGAUUUCUGCAUGGAAAUACCAGUGUGACCAUUCCCCAGAUCUUGACUCCAGGUUACAACAUGAGCAGCUAGGGGUCUGAUCGAGCACUCACCAAUUUCUACUCUGUUCAUUUGCAUUCCUUAUUUAUUAUUUUUGGGGUAGUUUUAUUUAAGUAAGGCUUGGAAAUUUUGUGGUUUUAAGGAUUUUGAGGACUUAGCCCCCACUGCAGAGCAUACUGUUAAGUUGCUUAAUGUAUUCAGACUUCAACUACUGUUUGGAGGCCAAGAUUGUUAAAGUUCUGACAUUCCAUUAAAUGUGAAAGAGAAUGGUUUGUGUGUCUAGAGAUUUUAAUUGCCAGACAGAAUACAAUUCCAUGGGUAGUAAUAGGUGUAGAAAGCACCUAAAAAGCAAACUGUAGGAUUUCCAAGGGUGGUUUCAAUGCAAAACAAGUCGGUUGGUGGCACUCUCCUGUAUGGUCUGUUCUGUGAGACACUUCAAAAGGUCCCAGAACUGCUUUUCAGGUUCUCCAGUGCUGGAUUAGAGGUAUGACAGUAAACCACUUGAUGGCUGACACUUUGAAAUGAUGGAACACUCCUUUCCAUUCCUUGGGCUAUACCCUUGUUAAAUGGUAACUCAGCAUAAGUCACUGUCCUUUCAGUUCCUAGAGUACCAAGAUGGUAUGUGGCUUUAUGGAGCUUGCUGUCACUCAGGUUGAGACCUACUGAUUUGCAUUGUUGGGCUGUGCUCUGACACCUGAAUUUGGUUUAUUUGAGCAUUACCUUGCUAGGUGGCUUCAGAAGUCAUGUUUCCUCCCUCCAUUUUCCUAGUUUGGUUGGUUUCUGUUGGGUAUGGGGGUCUCAGGGGAAACUUUCUCUUUUCUCUUUUUUUUUUCCUCCCCCUCCUCUCCUUUUGUCCUUUUGUAAAGCACUUUCUGGAUCCAAUACUGAAAGAGCUGGAUAAUUCCUAUGCUCCUUAUCCAAAGGCAUUAACUUGAAAAGCUUCCAGGAUGUUUUAGCUUAGUAGUAACAUAGCAGGCACAGGGCCCAGAUAGCCCAACACGUGCUAGGCAAAGCUGAGCUAGAGUUUACUCUUUGAAAUUCUCAUUUCACAACAGCUCAGGCUUUUUUGGACGGGGGUGUUUAGAUAGUAAACAAACACUCAGGGGACUGGGUAAGGAAAACAAGCAUCCUUUCAGGCAGUUCUGACUUUGGGAGAGCGUGCGUCAGUGAAACAGGACAGUUUGUCCUCUGGCCCUACCGACCUGCUCUGUAGCUCCAAGAGCAAGAUGACUUGCUGAUGGCUGUGGCAUGCUGUCAGCAGGCAGCUCGUGGGUUUUAUGUCAUCACUUUACAACCAUAGCAACUUUUAGCCAACAAGAGGCUUGGCAAAAGGUUCCUUUUUUCUUUUUUUCCUUUGAAAUUAGGAAAAUGAUUUGUUGGGCGUUGUUUUGUUGUUGUUUUUUCUCCCCAGCACCAGCUAUAACUGAUAGUAGGCAUAAGUGUAGGUGCCUUAUAGAAGAUAUUUUGUUUAUGGAAAAGCAGGCAGAAUGUAAUGAAAUACUUUUGUAACAGAGUAUUUUGGAUUUUAUUCUAAAUAAUUGCAAGCACCUAUGGAAAAAGUGGAGGCGAGACCUUGACUGAAGUCACACUCUCAUUUAUCACCUGAUUUCCUGGUGGCUAAUGAUCAGCUGUGGCUCAAGUUGUCACUUGAUUUUUUUUUUCUGAUUCCAUCUUCUAAAUUCUGGCUUUUGUUGUUCCCUUUUUUUCUGGGUGGAGAUGACACCAUUUUUCUUCAUUUCACACUUAUUGAUGCAAUAAAGCAGGACUUGCACUGCCCACAGCUGACCUGUAAGGAUGUGCUUUUGUUCUAUAGUUGUACCUAUCCCCAAGAGUCUUAACUGUUAAUCAUCUAAAGGACCAUGAAACACCACAAGCCUUGAACAAAACUAUUUUGUUCAGUGACUUGUCCUUGACAGCAUGAGUGUAGGAAGGGAAAUUGGAUCCCUUAGUACAUUCCAGGAGAUAAUUUGGAUAAAACUUUUCUUGCUGGUGCAUCAGUAAUCCUUAAACCCCCAAAAUGUGAAGGCGGCUCCUUCUCUUUACUGCAGACUGAGCCCUUGUGGUAUGUUGUUAUUCUGUAGGAUUAAAACUUGUGUAACUUGGAUGCCAAGUAAGGACAAAUAGUGGCUCAAGUGAAGAAGCCAUCAGACCCAGCGACCUUUGUUCUAGAAAAUGCUUACAGAAUAAAACUGAAGGAUGUGCUUUCUGACUCCACUCCUGCCUCCCCAGUUCCUGGUGGUUCUUUCUGUUUCAAAAAUGCUGUUGCACUUGAUUCAAAGCCUUGUGGUGUUAGGUUUUACCCUUUGUUCUGGAAAUACAUCAGUCAAAAUAUUUGAUGCCUAGUGGGCCUCCUUGAACUGGAUUGCAAAAGGUUUGGGUUUCAGAUGAAUGUGAAUGUACAGACCAUGAAUGCUGUUACACAAAAAUCACUGAGGAAUUUUGGACCGGUUUGAAAGGGGUUUGUAAAUUCAGAUGAGUCUAUCAGGGUUUGUGAUGCAGGGACAGCCCUCCAACAGUGACAGUACCUCAGUAUUUCAGACCAUUAUUUUCACUGAAGUGAAUUCAGUGUGAAAAUAGUAAUUGGAAAGAAAAUUAGAGAUUUAUUUCAUGGAAGCAAGAUGCUGCGAGCGAAACUUAGCGUAUUUCCUUAAACCUUGAGUAAAAUGGUUUACUGGCAUUAGCUUAGAUCCCACUGAGAAGGGAAGAGUGUAACUGUUUGCCAGUGUGUGUGACUGGGUUGUGACCAAAAAGCCUUGCUAGCUCUGAGUGUGUAAUCAUUGUUACCCAGGUGGUUGAGUUUGCUGUUUGGCAUUAAGAGUUUAACCUGAGACACUAGAGGACUGCACGAGAAACUAAAUUGACGGUGACAGAAGAAGUUUUCUGCAUGGCCAAGUGGCUUAAGUCAGAGGACAGAAUUUUGCAAAGUUGAUGUAGUCUUCCUGGGCUUUGUUCUCCCCCAGUGUUUUAGGUCAGUCUUUCUUUUUUAUGUAUGAAAAAUAAAUGUGUUCGAAACUGCA
Pogoniulus pusillus (Red-fronted tinkerbird) is the source of this 5021-nucleotide messenger RNA. It is a transcript of the gene PTPN2, whose product is annotated as protein tyrosine phosphatase non-receptor type 2. Lineage: Eukaryota; Metazoa; Chordata; Aves; Piciformes; Lybiidae. The coding region runs from base 96 to 1364 and encodes 422 amino acids. The record is from RefSeq and is a predicted model, not a curated record. Gene Ontology annotation, molecular function: non-membrane spanning protein tyrosine phosphatase activity; protein kinase binding. Gene Ontology annotation, biological process: negative regulation of ERK1 and ERK2 cascade; negative regulation of receptor signaling pathway via JAK-STAT; peptidyl-tyrosine dephosphorylation. Gene Ontology annotation, cellular component: nucleus; cytoplasm. The transcript is spliced from 9 exons.